ACAUGAAAUCCCAGGGCGACGAGCCAACCGUGUGCCUCGCGACCUCAGAGAUACACGCCUCGACAACAACAAAUGAAGUAAUCCGUCCCGUCUCUACGUAUCUUAUUUCCUUGCCCCAAGGCACUCGGACCAAAAGCUUGCUAGCAAGCGGGCAGCGGUGCAUUUUGUCGGGGGGAGCAUGCAUCACGCGGGCAGGUGCGAGUGCUCAUUGGGGAGGCAUGCUCCGGGAAGAAUACAACCUCAAACAAGCUAUAAUAACACACUAUGUACAAUAGGUGUGUGUGUGUGUGUGUGUGUGUGUUGUGUUGUGCCUGGCUAUCUCCCCCUCUGCAGGCCAGGCGACGAUGCGGGGAAUGGAAUGGAGGUGGCGGAAUGACGUUGCGAGAGAUCCCGCUCCCAAGGCACGCGACAAGCUCAUUGGGCUACGCCGGGAAAUCGAAUCUGGGCGGCUCGGCCUCGGCCCCUGUCGUCGGCGGCGAGGUCGAAUCAUGCUUUCCCUACGAUUGCUACGAUGGCCCCCCAAAAAACAAGUUUAAUGAUCCAUCUCCCAAGCUCAGUAGUUCCUCGUUCUAUUAUUGCAUGUUUGUACGUACAUACUCUGUUGUCACUUAGAUAGGUAGGUAGGUAGGUAGGUAUGUACCGUACUUGAUAAGGAGAAAAUGUAUAGCAA
This is a messenger RNA of Lasiosphaeria miniovina, 670 nucleotides long. RefSeq lists its product as uncharacterized. Bases 265 to 612 code for a protein of 115 amino acids. The record is from RefSeq and is a predicted model, not a curated record. Lineage: Eukaryota; Fungi; Ascomycota; Sordariomycetes; Sordariales; Lasiosphaeriaceae. The transcript has a single exon.